AUGAUUACCGAACAUAAAGCCAACGUCUCCAAAGAUCUAGGAGUAGUGGAGAAAAAUGUCGAGGUGGAAAUAGCUGAGGUGAAAGAUGUCAAUCUCAAAGGGGCCGAUUUGGCCAUGGAGGUGGCUUUCCAAUCCUAUGGAAUGGAAAUAGAUGAAGCCACCAACAAAAGGAUAUUGCGGAAAAUUGACAUGUAUGUCUGUACUCUGAUGUGCGUUGUCUAUAGUAUCCAAUUCCUUGAUAAAGUCACCAACAGCUUUGCGGCUAUCAUGGGACUGAUACCUGAUCUCCACAUGACAGGCUCUGAAUAUAGUUGGAUCGGUUCAGCUUUCUACUUGGGAUAUUUAGUUCUGGAAUUCCCUGCUGCCUAUCUUCUUCAGCGAUUUCCUAUUGCUAAAACAGUCGGAAUCUUUGUGAUUCUUUGGGGAUUUGUCCUAUGUAUGACGUCUCUUCCCACUACAUUUGGAGGGUUUCUUACCACCCGUAUCUUUCUCGGGAUGCUUGAGAGUGCGGUAACUCCAGCGUUUGUUCUUAUAACUUCUCAAUGGUAUAAAUCAUCUGAACAAUUUACUAGAACUGCGUUCUGGGUGGGCUGCAAUGGCAUCGGAGGUAUGAUUGGAGCAGCUAUAGCUUAUGGUUUAGCCAAAAGACAAAUGGCUGGUGACCUUCCAAUCGUAGCAUGGCGUUUACUCUUUAUCAUUGUUGGCGUGGUCACUAUUGCUUUGGGUAUUGCUUUUAUCCUAAUUAUUCCUGACACACCUUCCAAGGCUUGGUUCCUAAACGAGGAAGAAAAGCUGCUGGUUGUUGAAAGAAUUCGUUCAAACAAGCAAGGAUUUGGUAACCGAAAAAUCAAAAUGGAUCAAGUUAAAGAGGCGUUUUGCGAUGUUCGUCUCUACUUGAAUUUUUUUGUGAUGGUUCUCAUUAAUAUUCCUAAUGGUGGCCUCACCAAUUUUGGAAGUAAGUAUCAUAAAAAAAAAGACAAUCAAAUUACAAGAUUUGUUCUAACAUUCUAUAGGUAUUGUGCUGACCGGCAUGGGAUACGACACUUUGGGUGCUCUUCUGAUGAGCCUUCCACAAGGAGCAGUAGAGGUUGUAGGACUGUGGUUGUUCGGUCUUUUCGUUGCUAG
Sugiyamaella lignohabitans is the source of this 1125-nucleotide messenger RNA. It is a transcript of the gene DAL5, whose product is annotated as allantoate permease. Gene Ontology annotation, molecular function: transmembrane transporter activity. Gene Ontology annotation, cellular component: membrane. Gene Ontology annotation, biological process: transmembrane transport. The transcript has a single exon. NCBI's taxonomy places the organism in Eukaryota, Fungi, Ascomycota, Dipodascomycetes, Dipodascales, Trichomonascaceae. The record is from RefSeq and is a predicted model, not a curated record. Bases 1 to 1125 code for a protein of 374 amino acids.